Mizuhopecten yessoensis (Yesso scallop) is the source of this 2111-nucleotide messenger RNA. Its product is annotated as 2-aminoethylphosphonate--pyruvate transaminase-like. Gene Ontology annotation, molecular function: 2-aminoethylphosphonate:pyruvate transaminase activity. The record is from RefSeq and is a predicted model, not a curated record. NCBI's taxonomy places the organism in Eukaryota, Metazoa, Mollusca, Bivalvia, Pectinida, Pectinidae. Gene Ontology annotation, biological process: organic phosphonate catabolic process. The coding region runs from base 242 to 1483 and encodes 413 amino acids. The transcript is spliced from 8 exons.
ACAAAAUAAAAACAUUCAAAAGCAAAUGAAUUAGUAUAUUUUAGCAGUUUAAAGAAUAUUUCCGGAUAUUAUCAUGAGGCUCACAGUCAGCUGUUUGCACUCGCACCUUGUCAGGAAAAGAUUUAGCCUGCAAAUGUUAGUAAGGUAUCGUUAUCAGAUUGCAGUGGACCGCAGUUUUCUCGUGUAAAUUCCAUAAGUGACAUUUUGUAGUUUACUUUGCAGUGUUGUCCACUAAAAAAGAAUGAUGAUAGUGAGUAAGUUUUGUGAACGAGCAUUUUCAAGAAUGGUGCUCUGCUGGUCCUCACCAGCCUCAACACAACAUAGGCGGCGUUUUUCUGUGUCGAUGAAGUCAAAAACAGAACAAGGGAAGAAGCUUUUCACCCCCGGCCCACUAGGAACAUCAAUGACUGUCAGAGAAGCUGCACUCCCAGACCUUGGUUCUAGAGAUGUCGUGUUCAUAGAAAAGGUGAAAUACCUGCGCUCCAGACUUGUCCAGAUUGCUGGUGUCAAUGAGGAAGACUAUACCACUGUUCCAAUCCAGGGGAGUGGAACAUUUGCUGUGGAAGCUGUUAUUCAAACAGCUGUCCCCCGUAAGGGUGGCAAGGUAUUAUUACUAGAGAAUGGAGCGUACGGUAAGAGGAUUGUCAAAAUGUGUGAGUACCUGGACGUACCGUACCACCAGGAGAGCUUUCCUGAGGACCAGAAAGUGGAUGUGAACAGAGUGGCAGACAUACUAAGGGCAGAUAACUCCUUCACAAUGGUCAGUGUUGUACACUGUGAGACAAGUUCAGGUGUUAUCAACCCAGCGAUGGAAGUGGGGGCUGCUGUCCGAGAGAUAAUACCAGACUGUGUGUUCUUUGUGGAUGCCAUGAGCAGCUUUGGUGCUGUACCACUGGACAUGAUGGCUGGCUCGGUAGACUUCAUGGUCAGUUCAGCCAACAAAUGUCUACAGGGAAUCCCAGGCUUCUCCUACACUGUGGCCAGGAGACGUGCGCUGGAGAAGUGUAAAGGAAACUCAAGGAGUUUGAGUUUGGAUUUGUAUGACCAGUACCAAGGGCUAGAAGCUACCGGUCAGUUCCGAUUCACUCCGGCCACUCACACAAUGCUGGCCUUCUGUCAGGCGCUGAAGGAGUUUGAUGAGGAAGGUGGUCUCCAGGGAAGAUCUGCCAGAUACAAAGAAAACCGUAGGGUUAUCAGAGAGGGUAUGAGAAAGCUCGGGUUUACAGAAUUCUUAGAUGCCAGUCACGAAGGAUAUAUAAUCACCUCAUACAACUUCCCCAGUCAUCCAAACUUUGACUUCAAAACAUUUUACAGUAAACUAAAUGAGAAAGAUCAGGUGAUAUACCCAGGGAAAGUGUUGAAUUCAGACUGUUUUAGGAUAGGUAACAUUGGAGAUUUGUACCCCAGGGAUAUGUCACACCUACUGGAGUGCAUAGAGCAAGUUUGUGGAGAGAUGGGUAUCCCCCUCCCCCUCCACAGCUGAUAAACAGAGUCUGUUCUUCAUUAUCAUUUAUAAAAUUAACAGGUGUUGACAAUGAUACUAUAUCAAUAGUGGGUGAUUAAAUGAGACUUUAUCAAUGGUGGGUGAUUAAAUGGGAUCUUAACAAUGGUUAGUGAUUAGAUGGGAUCUUAUCAAUGGUGAGUGAUUAAAUGAGAUCUUAUCAAUGGUGGGUGAUUAAAUGGGAUCUUAUCAAUGGUGGGUGGUUAAAUGGGAUCUUAUUAAUGGUGGGUGAUUAAAUGGGAUCUUAUCAAUGAUGGGUGAUUAAAUGGGAUCUUAUCAAUGGUGGGUGAUUAAAUGGGAUCUUAUCAAUGGUGAGUGAUUAAAUGGGAUCUUAUCAAUGGUGGGUGAUUAAAUGGUAUCUUAUCUAUGGUGGGUGAUUAAAUGGGAUCUUAUCAAUGGUGGGUGAUUAAAUGGGAUCUUAUCAAUGGUGGGUGAUAACAUUAGUUGGUAAUGGGUUUAGACUUCAGUUUUUAAUUAACCAAACCAUCUUCAUUGUCCAGACUAAGUGUAAAAGUAUUGGGUUACUUUAUAUAUAAAAGUAUUUAUUUUUUAUUUUAUAAACAUAUUACAUUAUGCUUUAUUACUUAUGUUUAACACGUAAUAAACAGCU